AUAUCAACUCUAUAUUUAUUAAAUUUUCUUAGAUUCAAAAAAAGUAAUUUGAUAUACUUGAUCCUUUUAAACUUUUCAAACACAAAGCAAGGCACCCUUACAAAUACAAGACACAGACUAUUCCUAAGCCACUUGGAAAGAAGUUAUCAACAUCACACGUCACGUCAGCAUGAAUCUCCCAGGAGCAGGGACAAUCUGUUAUGUGGUUACUAUGUCCUUAUCACAGCCAAGAGCACCACAACGUCACCUGGUACAGAACUCACAUUGUCAUGUCUCCAGCUGUCCCGAAAUGUCUGCCUUAGCUUGGAUUCCUCCAAAAGUAGAAUGUGAGGUUUCAAGUGAAGGUGUUUAUUCAAGAAGUAAUGUAAAAGCACGGGAAGAGGAACAAGCAGGUGAGGCAGAGUGAGGAAGGAAACCUGGAAUUUCAUCCUACUGGAAAUGCUGGGAAACAGGCGAGUUGCUGGGGUAUCGAUGUGUUGACUGCUACCUCUCAUCUGGGGCUUGCUCCCAGGAGGCAUUCAUUCCCUGGUAUCUACAGCCCCCAUCACAGGCUGAGGAGCAGGUGACCAGAGGAGGCCCUCAGGCAAAGGGGGACAGGGGUGGCAGCUGCCACAGUACAGCUAAGUGUCCCUCAGUCCGUAUAAUGUGCACAUUGCUUUUGACUGUCCAGGCUCUGCCCUUCCAAACAGCUGUUGAUAACUUGUCCUUUGUAACAAAAUUAAGCACUGGAGACUCCCUCGGGUGGACGGGUAUUCCCUGAGGCUAGUUGCUUUCUCCAGAUGACAGGUCAAUGACAUUGUUCCCUGUGCCCUCUCAGGUGUCACAUGAUAUGCUCCUGCCAUGGUAGAUGUGUGCACCAGGCCACGGCUUGCCUUCCCCUCAAGGCAAGCCCAUGUGGACCCCACAGGACAGACCUUACUCUAUGUUGGUACCUUUUGGAGCCCCAGACACUAUAGACCCUGACCCAGGCUCUCAUUAUACUUCCCACCCCUACAAGCACGGGUACUGGAACAAGGCAUAUAAUGGGAUUUUCACUGGCUGGUCCCUCAAGUGGCAGGUCUGACUGAGAGACAUAAUGGCCUUGUUAAGGAAGUGCUAUUUAAGUUACACUUGGGUAAAUGGUUCCCCUUAGGGGGUCACUCUUCUGCCUCAGGCCUUGAUCCUAUUAAAUUCUAGACUGGAGGGCCCCAAAAGACCUCCUACCAACUUUUGUAAAGUGCCAUAUCACCUCCCAUUAAUGUCAAGGAGAUAUAAAAAGUCUCCGUGUUCACUGAGACUCCAGUUGUAUGUUUACUCGUCACCACUUCCCCUCCACCUCCAUUUCUCAGUCGUUUGUGGUCCCAACAGGUUUGGUGACCUGACUGAGAGCAGGUUCCUCCCUGUGACCCAUGACCACAGAAGCCCUAGGGAUCCCCUGUGGGACCCCGAGGAAGUGCUAACUGCUCUCCCUGCUCCACAAGUCUUUGCCACCAGGACCUGUGUGGCCCACUGAGAGAGGAGACGGCAAACUCCGUCUAGAAAUGCUAGUCAUGUCUGAGACACAAGGGGAAGAAGUUCCUGUGCUUCUGUGGGGCCCCUAAACCACACUCAGCAUGUCAGAGCAGCCACAUUCCUGGGCUCUGGAGAUAAAAGGCCCCUUCACCCGGGACCACCCCACCCGCUUGAAGAUCCAGCGAGACUACAACCACGCACCUCCAAGUGACCACCUGCCUCAAACACGACCUUCCAACAGGACAGCUCUCCAGUGCUAACGUUUGUCAGCCUUCCACCCCUGGGUGCUCAAGGACGCCUGCAAACAUUUCUUUUAAGAAAGAAGAAGAUCAGUGUCUGUCUAUCCAAAAGAGUAAAGGAAGAUGAGUCAAAUGAGAUCCUAUUUUGUAAAGCUGAAUGAUGGGCUCUUCAUGCCCAUUCUGGGACUUGGCACCUCUGCUCCUAGUAAGGUUGCUAAGAGUAAGGUAGAAGAGGCCACCAAGAUAGCAAUUGAUGCAGGCUACCGCCAUAUUGACUCAGCUUAUAUGUACCUAAAUGAAGAAGAGAUCGGGAGGGCCAUCCAGGAGAAGAUUGCCAAUGGCACUGUGAAGAGACAAGACAUAUUCUACACUUCGAAGCUGUGGGGCACGUUUUUCCAUCCAGAAUUGGUCCAAACUGGCCUGGAAGUGUCACUGAGGAGAGUUCAGCUGAGCUAUGUGGAUCUUUAUCUUAUUCAUUUCCCAGUGCCUUUGAAGCCUGGGGAGGAGAUUGUGCCAAAGGACGCACAUGGGAAAAUCAUUUUCGAUGAGGUGGAUCUCUGCACCACGUGGGAGGCCCUGGAGAAGUGCAAAGAUGCGGGUCUAACCAAGUCCAUCGGGGUGUCCAAUUUCAAUCACAAACAGCUGGAGAUGAUCCUGAACAAGCCAGGCCUGAAGUACAAGCCCGUGUGCAACCAGGUGGAAUGUCACCCUUACCUCAACCAGAGCAAACUGCUGGACUUCUGCAGGUCCAAGGACAUUGUCUUGGUUGCAUACGGUGCCUUGGGGUCUGACUCAGAGAAGGAAUGGGUGACCAAGGACAGCCCAGUUCUCUUGAAGGAUCCAGCACUCAAUGCCAUCGCUGGAAAGCACAGGCGAACUCCAGCCCAGGUUGCCCUGCGCUACCAGCUGCAGCGGGGGGUGGUGGUCCUGGCCAAGAGCUUCAAUGAGAAGAGAAUCAAAGAGAACUUCCAGGUUUUUGAUUUCCAGUUGACACUGGAGGAUAUGGAAACUCUAGAUGGCCUGAACAGAAACAUUCGCUAUUUUGAAGACAAGUUGUUUUAUAGUCAUCCAAAUUAUCCAUUUUUGGAGGAGUAUUAACAGCAGUGUCUGUGGUUGCUCCAGUUUUUUUAUUUUGAUUUUGCUUGGUGAUUGACAAAUGUCUCAUGGAUGAGAAAGUAUCUGGUUUAUUCCAUGUUGUUUAGCCUUACCAAUCACAAUAUGGUUCAAGUUCCUGGAUCAGACAAUAGAAGUCUCUAAACUCAGGCUUUUCUGCCAAGAGUACAUACAUAAAGGUACAUUUUAAACUACCUAA
Manis javanica (Malayan pangolin) is the source of this 3042-nucleotide messenger RNA. RefSeq names its product aldo-keto reductase family 1 member C3-like. Gene Ontology annotation, molecular function: oxidoreductase activity. The record is from RefSeq and is a predicted model, not a curated record. NCBI's taxonomy places the organism in Eukaryota, Metazoa, Chordata, Mammalia, Pholidota, Manidae.